Messenger RNA from Talaromyces amestolkiae, 1374 nucleotides. RefSeq lists its product as uncharacterized. The record is from RefSeq and is a predicted model, not a curated record. Gene Ontology annotation, molecular function: polyubiquitin modification-dependent protein binding. Gene Ontology annotation, biological process: ubiquitin-dependent protein catabolic process. Gene Ontology annotation, cellular component: cytosol. The coding region runs from base 1 to 1374 and encodes 457 amino acids. The transcript is spliced from 2 exons. NCBI's taxonomy places the organism in Eukaryota, Fungi, Ascomycota, Eurotiomycetes, Eurotiales, Trichocomaceae.
AUGGCGGACGACGCCUCGGCAGCGGAACCUACCUCCAUCACCUUCAGCGUCAAGGCAUCCAACGACGCCAAAUACACCUUCACAUUACCCGAUUCGACAAUCGUUCUGGACUUGAAAGAAAAACUGUCGAGUUCUGAGCACGCUGACACACCUGCAGAGCGCCAGCGAUUGAUAUACUCCGGGCGAGUCCUCAAAGAUAACGAGACUCUUGCCUCCUACAAGAUCAAAGAUGGGCACACCAUUCACCUAGUCAAGAGCGCGGCUAGUAAUCAACGACAAAACCCCCCUCCUCAGCCUGCCAGCACCGCUGCUGGUACGACACCUUCAUCCGUACCUGGAGUACCUACAAAUAUUGCCGCUGGCACUGGAAAUAAUCCUUUGGCUGGCUUGACUGGAGCACGAUAUGCUGGUUUUGCGCAACUCCCUGGAGCUGGAAUGUUCGGACCGGACGGUGGCAUGGGACCUCCACCCGAUACAGACCAGAUGCUUAGUAUGCUUGAGAAUCCUCAAGUCCAAGCGACGAUGAACGAGGCGCUCCAGAACCCCGCUCUAAUCGAUUUAAUGAUUCAACAAAACCCGAUGUUGCGAGAGAUGGGCCCUGGUGUUCGACAAAUGAUGCAAAGUCCUGAAUUCCGACGAAUGCUCACUGACCCUGCGGCAAUCCGCCAAAUGGCACAGAUGCAACGCGCUUUCGGCGGUGGCGGUAUGGGCUUCGGAGGAGCUGGCAACACAGCAUUUCCCGCUCCUGGCGUCACAAACACUACUCCAGAGGAAAAUCGUGGCCAACAGCAGGACACGACCCAAACAACUCCGCCUAUCAACCCGUUCGCGGCUGGUGCCAAUCCUCUCGCCGGUCUUUUUGGCAUGCCUCCUCAACCACCAUCAACGGCCGUACAGCAGAAUACUACCGCUACCGAGCCGACUACGACUAGUGGGCAAGCUACGACAGAUUCCGCCGCACAGAAUCAACAAGCACAGAAUCCGUUUGCCGCUCUUUUCAAUCCGGCGUUAUUCGGAGCACCUUCAGGCCAGGCAGGUGCAGGUGGUGCGGCACAGCCGAACUUGAACAAUAUGUUCAACCCUCAGAAUAACCCUUUCAUGCGAGACCCCGCUUUGCUACAAAAUGUCAUGCAAGCUAUGAACGGAGGCGGUGCUGGCGCAGGUGCAGGUGCAGAGAACCCUUGGGCGUCUCUAUUUGGUGCUCCUCCUGCUGCUCCUUCUCCAGUAGACAACCGGCCCCCUGAAGAGCGAUAUGCAGAACAAUUACGCCAGUUGAAUGACAUGGGCUUCUACGACUUUGACCAGAAUAUUGCAGCUCUACGAAGAAGCGGUGGCAGCGUGCAAGGCGCUGUCAAUUUUCUCUUGGGCGGUUAA